Messenger RNA from Mucor velutinosus, 834 nucleotides. RefSeq names its product Fe-S oxidoreductase (gene YPO7). Lineage: Eukaryota; Fungi; Mucoromycota; Mucoromycetes; Mucorales; Mucoraceae. The record is from RefSeq and is a predicted model, not a curated record. The transcript has a single exon. Bases 1 to 834 code for a protein of 277 amino acids.
AUGAAGAUUCAAAAGCUUUUUGCUGUAGUGGCAUCUGCCGCAUGUAUUCCCUCUGCAUUCGCUUUCAGAUUUCUUGUAGGCGUCAAGUAUGCAAAUGUAUCUCCAAGAUUGGUUUGUCGUUAUGUUGCUCUGGACAAUUCGUUCGCAGAUGAAUGCUCAACUCAUGUCAAAUGCGUAGACGGUGAGGGCAUGACCUCAUUUGAAGAUGACCCAGGAUACAGCCGGUCUAACCCCAGCUUCGAGUACCCUCAUAUGAAGCUCUACUUUAAUCCUGAAAACUGGACGCCACGCAUGGUUUACACUGCAGAAUAUGAUUAUCCAUGUGUUUAUUGGGGAACGAAUCCCUCACAACAAAUUGAUAUUUUCAUCUGCGAAAGGGUUGAGCCUGCUAGAACUAUAACCACUACUACUAGCACUACGACGACAACUACUACAACAACUACCACAACGACAACUACUACGACGACAACUACUCCAACUACCAGUACUACGACGACAACUACUCCAACUACUCCAACUACUACUCCAACUACUACUACUACUACUACUACUACUCUGCCUGCAACCGCAACAUGUAUUGGUAACUCCAAGGGCAAGAAGAAGGGUAAUGGCUACAAAGGCUAUUGUUGUCUCUCGCAUCUGGACUGCUACAACAGCUGUGUGAAAGGUGUAUGCGAUGGCCCAGCAUUCCCUUUAUCCACGGCAACCGCUACUUUGCCUGCUGGGUGCGCUAAAGGUCUGCAAGGAAAGAAGAAUGGCAAAGGCACACCUGGACGCUGCUGUUACUCCCAUGCUGACUGCAAGAACAGCUGCAUCAAAGGCAAAUGCAGCUAA